UGGAAAAUCGCCCCAGACGCCGUCGCAAAGAGAUGUAAUCUUCACGAACCGUAUAUGAUGACAUACGUCGUCUCACGGUCGACGUCCAUCCGCAUUCCAAAGGUCCAGCGCGUUCUUCCCGUGCGCGAGGAAGAAUUAUUUCCAGGUUGUUAUUUGAUAUGGCUAGUGAUGGACUUCAUAGACGGCGAUGUAAUGGAGAUGGCAUGGCCAAAGAUAAGCUGGCUGCAGAAAUCCGUUCAAGAACUGCACCAGAUUCCCGUUCCCCGAUCCAACAUCCCAGGCCCAUUCGAUUCCACUGGUAAAGCUUUGGCUUGCAGCGGAUAUUAUUUCUCCGAGACUGGGGUGGGACCUUUCGAAUCGUACAGUGCCAUGGCGGACUGGUUUGACCACCGUCGCUACUUCCUCCUUGUAGAUCUGCAUGUGAACUAUGGGAGUUUCAAACUACAUUUGUAUCCCAUGCUCGACGCUUCCUAUCCUCUUGUUCUAUGUCAUAUGGAUCUCAAUAUGCGUGAUAUCCUCGUGGAUAAGAGAGGCGAUGUUUGGUUAGUCGACUGGGGCAAGGCGGGCGCGUUCCCUCCGUGGUUCGAGUAUGCGAACAUGGUUUUGUUUGCAAGGGUGGCCAUAAAAGAACGCCGUUUACCAAAAUCAUGGCUGUUUUUUGCGCCUUUUAUUGCUGGUAAUUAUCGGUGGUGCGAAGCGGAGUAUCUUUGUCAUCUGGAAUAUGCUUUUGAAAGAUCAUAG
This is a messenger RNA of Desarmillaria tabescens, 741 nucleotides long. RefSeq lists its product as uncharacterized. Lineage: Eukaryota; Fungi; Basidiomycota; Agaricomycetes; Agaricales; Physalacriaceae. The record is from RefSeq and is a predicted model, not a curated record. The annotation marks the transcript as partial. The transcript is spliced from 2 exons.